Molecule: messenger RNA, 1502 nt
Organism: Spea bombifrons (plains spadefoot toad)
Lineage: Eukaryota; Metazoa; Chordata; Amphibia; Anura; Pelobatidae
Product: zinc finger protein 436-like
Exons: 7
Coding region: 154-1389 (411 amino acids)
Biological process (GO): regulation of transcription by RNA polymerase II
Cellular component (GO): nucleus
Molecular function (GO): RNA polymerase II cis-regulatory region sequence-specific DNA binding; DNA-binding transcription activator activity, RNA polymerase II-specific
Source: RefSeq, a predicted model, not a curated record
GUUCGGUGCCCCUUCAUGUACCAUGGCAUGGGGGUUAUUGCGGAGCCUCGGGGCAGACAGCAAAAGCCCCCUCUGUGUGUCACCAGGGAUGAAGUUCCGAUGAACGUGUGAACGGCUGAAUCUUUAGUUUCGUGUUUAUCUCCCCGCAGGGCCAUGUCGGAAAGCAAUUCUUUGCAGACCUUUGUGACAUUUAACGACGUUGCUGUGUAUUUCGCUGAGGACGACUGGGAAUGUCUGGAAGAAUGGCAGAAGGAACUGUACAGGAACGCCAUACAAGAAAUCCAUGGUGUUUUAACCGCCAUGGGUUACACGAUCAGCAACCCCGAUGUGUUGGUUAGGAUUCAGAAUUUCGAUUCAGCAAAGAUCUGCAAUCUGGAUUCCUCCAAACAGAAGAGCAGCUGUAAUUUCAUGAGUGGUUAUCCAUCACGUAACCCCGAUGUCUUGCUGCGGAUUAAGAAGCAGACUAACAAUUUUACAGGGGAUCGAUUUCAAACAGAAGGAAGAGAGGAAAGACACGUCCGCUCUGAAACAACUAUGUCAAGUGACUGUGUGCAACAUCUUGAUUGCAGCUCAACUACCCCCAAAGGACAAUUUUAUAAAAAUCAGUUGGCCAACAUGAACAAGGAAUCUGCCAAGUCUUGCAGAUCAAGUAAAUCUGGAGACCAGACAUCAGGGACUGAUCUACAGGAACAGCGUACGGAUGGAACAGAUACGGAAAAAGCCAAAGAGAACGUUUUCUCAUGGGAGGAAAUCUUCGAUAAAGCGGAAUCCAAAUCUCUCGGGAAAGAAAUACCCGCUGAAUGCUUACGAGACAUCGGACUGGCGAGCGAACCCCCCGGCUCGACCGCUCAGAAGAAAGCAAAUUCAAAAGAAAGACUGUUUAUUUGCUCGGUUUGUGGCAAAAGCUUUGGGGGCAAUUCGCUGCUAGCCCGUCACAUGAGGAUUCACACGGGAGAGAAGCCCUACUCGUGUAGCCACUGCGACAAAAGUUUCAACGAUAAAUCCUACCUCCUCCGUCACUUGAGAACGCACACGGGAGAGAAGCCUUAUUCGUGUUCCGUGUGUCUGAAGAGCUUCAGUCAGAACUCCAGUGUCGUCGCGCACAUGAGGAUCCACACGGGCGAGAGACCCUUUCAGUGCAGCGAAUGCAACAAGCGAUUCAGCGACAAGUCUUACUACGUGCGGCACACGCGCAGCCACAGCGGCGAGCGGCCGUACAGGUGCGGCGAGUGCGAUAAAUGCUUCAGCCAGACCUCGACGCUUGCGUCGCACAUGCGGAUCCACACGGGGGAGAAGCCAUACAAAUGCAAUUACUGCGACAAACGCUUCAGUCAAAAUUCAAGUCUUGUCGCUCAUAAGAGGUUACAUAAACACGAAGAAACGCUUUGAAAGUAUUGUUUGUGUAGCAGAAAUAGAUGUGAUUCCCACGUGUUCCGGAGAUACCGAUAAACUCUCUGUCUUUUUCAUUUUGGAAUAAGCUCUGCGAACAAAAGCUCCAGCUC